This is a messenger RNA of Octopus sinensis (East Asian common octopus), 1926 nucleotides long. RefSeq names its product malonyl-CoA-acyl carrier protein transacylase, mitochondrial. The transcript has 5 exons. Gene Ontology annotation, molecular function: transferase activity. Lineage: Eukaryota; Metazoa; Mollusca; Cephalopoda; Octopoda; Octopodidae. The record is from RefSeq and is a predicted model, not a curated record. Bases 197 to 1732 code for a protein of 511 amino acids.
AUAUCCAGGGAGAGAUAACUCUAAAAUCCCUCCUUCCACGUGCUUCCUGCUGUCUGAUGUUGUGUUCCUUCAUCCGACACCCGUCUCUGUCUCGAAGAACCAUGAAUGUUUCUACCCGCUGUCUCUGAAUCUGAAGGUCAUACGACAACAACAAACCAUAUAUCUUCGGCAUUAAAUCGAAGACAUUCGAUCCUCAAUGGCUGUCCGUGGUAUAUUUUCACGUCUGGUGUCACCACGGGAUCGAAAUUGGCUCCAUGUUCUCAAGAAAACAACCGGUUCUAACCGGUUUUACACGGAAGACGGGAGACGAGAUGGUUACCAUGGCGACAAGAGUGCCGAGGAUAAAAAUGUGGAGAGUAAAGCUGAAGAUUCUGCAUCACCAUCAUCAUCAUUGGCAAAGCCGCCAACACCAUCACCAUCAGAGUAUGUCUCUAGCAGGAAACUGAAGCGUCAAGAGAAGAUUCUAGAAAAAUCCAAGAAGAAACCAAAGCUGCAGAGUGAGGAAUAUUUCCAUGACUUUGUCAAAGACAAGAAGACAAGAAGAAAGAAAGAGAAGACACGGCAACAGGGCCAUAGUCCGUCAUUUGAAGGUUCGAGUAAUAUGGAUAGCGCCUUGAAAGAAUUCCUGAAAACUGACCCUAAAGCGAUCUCACGCAGGCCUGGUAGUGAGCCAAAUGUGGCUGAACAACCUGAAUUUCCAUCCGAUAAGGAAGAAUACAUGAAAUGGUAUCAGAGCCAGGAACGCUUUGCUGUCCGUCCGUCUGUCGACCCUGAGACCACGAGCAUUCUGUUGUUUCCUGGUCAAGGGAGCCAGUUUGUAGGCAUGGGUAAGAAGCUCAUCGAUGGUCAUCAGCGGUGUCGAGAGAUGUACGAAAUAGCUAGCUCAAUACUUGGUUAUGAUCUGCUUAAACUGUGUCUGGAAGGACCCCAGUCAGAACUUGACCGAACUGUUGUUUGUCAACCAGCAGUGAUGGUCACGUCGCUGGCUGCAGUCGAAUGGUUGCAGGAAGAAAACCCAGAGGUAAUUGAGAAAUGUAUAUCGACUGCUGGAUUUAGUGUUGGGGAAUUAUCUGCCCUGGUCUUUGCUGGAGUUAUAGAUUUUGAAGAUGCCGUAAAACUAAUCAAAGUUCGGGCAGAAGGAAUGCAGGCAGCUUCAGAGGAAACCCCCAGUGGCAUGAUGUCUGUAUUCUGUACACACAGAACUAAACUGGGCCUUGCCAUGCAGGUCGCUAAGGAGGUUUGCAAGCAGAAACACGACCUCUACGGGCCCGUGUGCCAGAUUGCUAACUAUCUCUAUCCCGACUGUAAAGUCAUUGCUGGCCAUGAUAUGGCGCUGAGCUUUAUUGAAAAUAACAUGAAGGAUUUUGGAAUUCGUCGUACUAAGAGACUUCCGGUCAGCGGGGCUUUCCACACCCCUCUUAUGGAAUCCUCUGUGCCAUCGUUCGUUGAAGCCUUGAAGAAUUUGGAGAUCAGAGAACCGCUAUUCCCAGUUUAUUCCAAUGUCAAGGCCAGAAUGUACCUGAAUUCUCCGAAAGGAGUAAAGAAACUCUUGAAAAAACAUCUCACAAGUGCUGUCAAAUGGGAGCAGAUCUUGCAUGUCCUGUAUUCAAGGGACAAGUCGACAGCAAAAUUCCCUCACACGUAUGAACUGGGGCCAGGCAAGCAAUUAGGGACUUUAUUGAGAAUGGUAAACUUAAAGGCUCAUGCAAAUUACCAUAGUGUAGACGUUUGAUAAGGGUUUUCUCAUCCUUUUAGUCUUUCAUUUGUUUUAAGUUGUUGGACCAUGGCCAUUCUGGGGCACCACUUUGAAAGCUUUUUAGUCCACCAUAUUGACCCCUACUGGUUAUUUCUGUCUGGUACUUUUUCUUUUAUUUUCAUUUGUCCCUGUUUAUCAAAUGUAUAGGGUUUACUCUUUAGGUGUAAAGG